CAAAAGAUACUUUUCUCUUCAUCCUCGUCAGCUCUUGAGACUUGCUCUGAUGGCUGCGGAUCUGAUCACCUCGGCUCGUUUACUGGCGCCUAUCCCAGUGCGAGUCAUGCUCGAAGCGCGUGCAGCAUGACGAGCCAGCAUUGCGCGGCAGACAGGCCGGCGGGGCGUCGAUGCCAUGGACCUCCACGUAUCUGAGCCCAACGUCGUCUUCAAGACGGUCUUGUGCUCGCGCCAAUCUCUCUAGCACCACCACGGGAAGUUCACGCCUGUAUCGCUGCAGGAGGAUUGUCGAGCGCUCCGAUCCCGCCCAGCUAGGUAUCAAUUUGUACUCGAUCGGUUGAUCGGGCCACUACGGAUUUUGCCCGGCACUUCACACGCUCCCGACCAACCGAAGCCAUGAGCUGCAUCUCGAACGAAAGCGUCGUCGGUGACAAGCGCCGCUUCCCGCUGCGUGCCAUCGAGCGCUUCGGUAUUGCCGAACCCGACGUGUCGGUCAAAUGCUGCCACGCUAUCGCUAUCAGUGGUGACAUGGACCAAUUGAUCAAAUUCCUUCCGACUGCGGUCAUGCGCACAUUCAACCGUCACCCACGGCUGCGCGCACUGGUCGUCAAGGACGAGGAGUUCAUGGCCGAAGUUCAGCCGCAUAUCACGCUGGACGAUGUCACGGCCAAAAAUCUGCUGCGUGUCCGUGAAAUUUCGGACUCGAACGAGGACGUCGCGGCCUGGAAGAACUGGAAUCAGUUCGUACAGACCGAGACGCACAUCCCGUUCGACCGGUUCACACAGUUCAUGUUCUACCUCACUGUAUGGGUCAAUCGGUCGGAGAACAAAGCCCGCUUCUUCCUCUUCUCGGACCACAUCAUGUCGGAUGGCGACUCGGGUCAGAUCUUCGUCAACGACACGCUCGAAGACGUCGCAUUGCUGUCGAUUGAGGCGGCUAAACCGGUGAACGAGUUCCCGUUGCGACCGUCACUCUACGACAUGUGGUUCACCGGCGGCCCGUGGUGGCUCAAGCCUCUAGCCAAGACCAUGUUGGCGUUCGUUGGUGGCUCCGCUUUCGUCAACUUCAUGAAGGUUUUCAAGCCCGUUCUGACCCCGCGCGAGGAUCAGAAGGACUUUGGUAUCCCGUUCGAACAGAACAGUACCACGUUACUUAGUCAGGCCGGUAACCCGACGAACAUGCGCGAUACUCUGCGUAAAUGCAAGGAAGAGGGCGUCACACUGGGUGGAGCUCUGAUUCCGAUGUUGGUGCUGGCCUUCUACCACGCCAGCAAGGUCGACCAUAAACUCAAUGGUGUGGACGAGACCGACGGCCCGUUCCGGUUCGUCGCCGAUAUCUGCUACAACAUGCGUCAACGCGUACCGAAGCCCGCAAAGGAGCGACAGGUGGGUCUGUACGUGACCAAUACUCCGCUCCAGUGGCUGGCGACCGAGGGUGUCAACAUGAAGACGGAGAAGUUCUGGGACUUGGCUCGCACUUCGAAGCUGCAGAUGGCUGCGCAGGGCGAUAAACUACUGGAGAUGGCUAUGCCGUGCUUCCUUAUGGACCGCAAGCUCAUCAAACCGAAGGUCGGAGAGCUGCUCGGUGACUUUAAGGUCCCUAGCUCGUGCACGGGCGACGCAACUAUCUCCAACCUCGGACGUUAUAUCUACAAGAAGAAGCACAUCUUGGCCUCUAACGGCGUGCUCGAGGUGGAGGACAUGUUCGCCUUCUGUGCCAUCCCAUUCGUGGCUACGUCGUCGACUAUUUGGCUCUCGACCGUCAACUCGUUCAACUACUCGCUGGCCCACAAGGUGGACGAGAAGGUUGGCAGUGCGUUGUUUAACGCUUACGUCAAGAUCUGCGAGAACGCUAGCAGCAUCAAUAAGGAUGACACGAUGGAGGACGUACUCAAGCGUCUUGGCAUCCAUGCCUAAAACUACUAUAAAUGAAAAUAUUCUUACAAUUACUUUAAGCUUCA
Messenger RNA from Phytophthora nicotianae INRA-310, 1961 nucleotides. RefSeq lists its product as hypothetical. The transcript has a single exon. The record is from RefSeq and is a predicted model, not a curated record. Bases 397 to 1917 code for a protein of 506 amino acids. Lineage: Eukaryota; Oomycota; Peronosporomycetes; Peronosporales; Peronosporaceae.